This is a messenger RNA of Yamadazyma jaroonii, 420 nucleotides long. Lineage: Eukaryota; Fungi; Ascomycota; Pichiomycetes; Serinales; Debaryomycetaceae. The record is from the annotation of a GenBank genome assembly.
AUGUUACGUGCCAAUUUUAUUAGAUGUUCAAGACCAAUUAGAUUAGUUCACACUACUCCAGUUAGAUACUCAGUUGUAGAUACUGCAAAAGAUGUUUUAAACAAAGCCAACAAAAAAACUGGGGAAUUCUUAGCUGGUACAAUGGAAACCGUUGAGCAAGCUGCCCCAACCAAUGCUAGUGAUGCAGCUCAAAAAGCAGGAGAAGCUGCUGAAAAAGUUAGUGAAACUGCCAGUGAAGUUAACAAGAAAUCUGGUGAAGUUUUAGCCGAUGGAAUGCAAAAAGUUGAAGAUGCUACUCCAGGUCUCAAUGAUCAUCCAGCAAAGAAGAAAGUUGACAAAAAUUCUGCUGGUUACAAGGAUUUACAAGACAAAGGUGCUAAAGCUGAAAGUGAACAAAAUAGACCAGAAGAUGGUUUAUAA